GAGAAGAUGUUUAAAUUUUAUCAAAUGAAAUAUAUUUUUCAAAUACUAGAUAAAAUGAGAUGCUUGCGAAAACGUUCUACAGUGUCUUUCUUGGGUGUUCUUGUCGUUUGCCUUCUCUUCAUGAACUUGUACAUUGAAGACAGCUAUGUUCUGGAAGGCGACAAACAACUCAUAAGGGAAACAUCCACACAUCAACUUAAUUCUGAACGCUAUGUUCACACAUUCAAGGAUUUAUCCAACUUCUCAGGAACCAUAAAUGUCACCUAUCGCUACCUAGCUGCCACACCUUUACAGAGAAAAAGGUAUCUCACAAUUGGUCUUUCAUCAGUGAAACGGAGAAAAGGAAACUAUUUACUUGAGACAAUAAAGUCAAUCUUUGAACAGUCCAGCUAUGAAGAACUAAAGGAAAUUUCAGUAGUGGUGCAUCUAGCAGACUUUAAUUCAUCCUGGCGUGAUGCCAUGGUCCAAGACAUUAUGCAGAAAUUUGCCCAUCACAUCAUUGCAGGAAGAUUAAUGGUUAUUCAUGCUCCUGAAGAAUAUUAUCCAGUUCUGGAUGGUCUUAAAAGAAAUUACAAUGACCCAGAGGAUAGAGUCAGAUUUCGCUCCAAGCAGAAUGUAGACUAUGCUUUUCUUCUGAAUUUUUGUGCCAAUACUUCAGACUAUUACGUCAUGCUUGAAGAUGAUGUCCGGUGUUCCAAAAAUUUCUUAACCGCCAUCAAGAAAGUCAUCGCAUCGUUAGAAGGAACAUACUGGGUAACUCUUGAGUUCUCAAAACUGGGCUACAUCGGUAAACUCUAUCAUUCUCAUGAUCUCCCACGUCUGGCCCACUUUUUAUUAAUGUUUUAUCAAGAAAUGCCUUGCGAUUGGCUAUUGACUCAUUUUCGAGGUCUCUUGGCUCAGAAAAAUGUGAUCCGAUUUAAACCUUCUCUCUUUCAGCACAUGGGCUAUUAUUCAUCCUAUAAAGGAACUGAGAAUAAACUCAAGGACGAUGACUUUGAAGAGGAGUCAUUCGACAUCCCUGAUAAUCCCCCAGCCAGCCUCUACACCAAUAUGAAUGUCUUUGAAAACUAUGACGCAAGCAAGGCUUACAGCAGUGUUGAUGAGUACUUCUGGGGAAAGCCACCUUCCAUGGGAGAUACAUUUGUGAUUGUAUUUGAAAAUCCAAUUACGAUUAAAAAAAUUAAAGUGAAUACAGGAACAGAAGAUCGACAGAACGACAUUUUGCAUCAUGGAGCUCUAGAUGUUGGGAAAAAACUUAUAUUAAAGAAACAAAUAAGACAAUGUGAUACUUACUUAAAACUGGGGGAUUUCAAACACGGAAACUUUGAAAUGUCAGAGGUGAAUCAAAAAAUUCCAUUUGACAUACAUUGCAUAAGGAUAUGCGUUACCAAAACCCAAAAAGAAUGGCUGAUAAUUCGGAGCAUCAGCAUUUGGACUUCCUAG
Messenger RNA from Arvicola amphibius (Eurasian water vole), 1443 nucleotides. RefSeq names its product MGAT4 family member C (gene Mgat4c). The coding region runs from base 7 to 1443 and encodes 478 amino acids. Gene Ontology annotation, molecular function: acetylglucosaminyltransferase activity. Lineage: Eukaryota; Metazoa; Chordata; Mammalia; Rodentia; Cricetidae. The record is from RefSeq and is a predicted model, not a curated record. The transcript is spliced from 3 exons. Gene Ontology annotation, biological process: protein N-linked glycosylation.